Cuculus canorus (common cuckoo) is the source of this 4015-nucleotide messenger RNA. RefSeq lists its product as uncharacterized. Bases 66 to 767 code for a protein of 233 amino acids. The transcript is spliced from 7 exons. NCBI's taxonomy places the organism in Eukaryota, Metazoa, Chordata, Aves, Cuculiformes, Cuculidae. The record is from RefSeq and is a predicted model, not a curated record.
CAGUAGCAGGGAGGAGAGCGCAUUCUGCAGUGAGCAAAAUCUGAGAGAAACAGUCUUGUACCACAAUGGGCUUCAGGCUGUCCCUUCUUAAAGUCUUGCUUUUCAUUCUGUUCAUGGCCAGCGGUUCGCGGAGUGAAGAAGCUUUAGAACCCAACUGCACUAGAGUUGAGGACUUGGGUGCCUGCCUGGGUAAUACAGACAACUUCUGUCCUGCCAAUAUUUCUUGUCAAUGUAAAGAUGAGAAACCUUUUUGCAGAUGUGAUUACUUCAGAGUGGGCUGGAAGGAGUAUUGGUACAUGGGUCCCAAAUGUAACCACCUUUGGAACACUUUAAGUUUCAUUUUAGUAUCUACUCUUCCUGCAGUAGCACUGGUUAUUAUCGUCAUUCUAAUAUUUUACUAUGUCUACCGUUGUAAAAGUAAAAAAGCUGGGAAACGGACAAAAUCUUCAUACAGUGGAGCACAACAUAACCCUGCAUUUGCUGCUGAAAGGGCUGGUAGCUUAGGGCACCUGUAUCAGCCGCCGACAAUGGAUGCCUGGGUUGGACAAAUUCCAAAAGCUGUUCUGAGAAGACAAGAUUUUGACGAUGUCCCAACCCCCAGUCAAUUAGAAAAUUACGGUCCCAUGCAUCCUCAGCCAUUAAGGAGACCAGAUCCAGCAAAAGAGCAUAUUUAUAAUCAACAGCCUCCGUAUGAGAAAUUCUGCUAUCCAAGCAGUAACUUGCCUUCUGCAGGUCAUGCAGAGGAGAGACGGCAUUGGAAAUACUAAGCACCAGUGCAUCUUGGAGUGCUUUGUAAUCAAUGGAUGAUCCAAAUGCUGAGAGACCAGUAAGACAUUGUGGGCACUAAACAUUAUCACAAAGAAAAGGUAUAGAAGGUGACGAUAAAACAAAAACAUGAUAGUAGCAUCUGAUUUGCUUACUGUGUAAUUGAAGAAAACUUCUUGUGCAUACAGUUCACAUAGUGGCUUCUAAGUAUUGCUCAAAUUGUUGUGCACCUGUCAGGACACGGAGUUCUCUUGUGAUUAACCAUGCGUCAUAAAUGACAAGAAGUACCUGUCACAAAAACCUGCCCUUCCUCAGAAGAAACUCGUGAGAAGGGAAAAAAAUCUUCAAGUAUGAAAAAUAUGCACGCUAAUCAUUAUAUAAUCACCUUGUUUGCUUCCCAGGAUGAUUUAAAUCCUUAUCAAAGUGAAAGGGGGGUAAGGAGCUGCAUGUUUUCAUAUUUCUUAGGAAGCCUUGCCAAAGACAGCUUUUGUCAGGCAUUGAGAAUUUUCUUGAUGAUUACAGCACAAAGCAGCUCAAUGUUCAUAUCAAUAACAUCUGCACAGCCAGCCUGAAGAAGCACCUUGUUCUGACAUCAACAGAGAAAGAAGCAUGGAAGAAAGCCGUUGCUUUUCCUUGUCUCACUCACUGUUCUUUCACCGGGCAUGUUCCGUAAAAGCAUCCUACUGUCAUCCCAUUAUUUUUCUAUUUCUAUCAGAAAUGAGAGAAGUGAAAAUGUUUCUAUCACUAUUGUCUUCAGAAACAUAGAGAAACAGUGUUAGCACAUCUUUUGAGAUUCUGGACUAUCAGUUUAAACUAUUUUGACCCCAGAAAAUUGUAUCCCAAUGUGUCAGUGAAUUGCUUUUUUCCUGUUAGGCCUCAGCCUCCACUAGUGCCAUAAUUUAACAAACAGGGGUUGUUGUUGACCUCCAGCUCUGUUUGCCAACCUGGAAGUGAUCACACAAUUUGAGUGUUCAAUAUGGUAUUUUGCACUUCUUUGAAAAGGAAUGGGAGAAAUAUAUACAUGGUGCUGGCAAGCAAAGAGCUACCUGGAAGACGUAUGCUCCUACUGCUUAAAUUGAAAUGAAUAAAGUUUCACAGAGAAUGAAGCUUCCCUCAUUAGACUUCUGCAGCCUGAGACUGAAGAGCGGACAGCUCAAGAGCUGCAGGACACAUGCUGCAUGGGCACUGCUCCUGAUGCACUUAACCACUCAUGGUCAGGUCAUAACAUCAGGCAGUUGCAUGUGAAAGAACAUUGUGAAGAAACUACUUGAAAUACUCCAUUGCCACGUCUAACAACAAUAAUGAUAUUAAGGAACACUGUUCUGAAUGUGCCAUCUGCCCAGCACUGUGCUUUGGUUGUUUGCCUCCUACUGCUGGAGAGCAGAGCAGCUUUGUAAUUCUUUGAAAUCUUUGUGUUCGGAACUGAAGGGUAAGGAGGAAUUCCAGCCAUCUGCAGGGUGUCCUGGUUAUGAUGUGCUCCCCCACUCCCCGUCAAGCAUAAACAGUUGAAGUUGAUGCAGAGAGUGGUGGUUUGGCUUUUGUGCAAUCUUUGUGAGUCACUGCUGCACUUUGUGAUAUUUGGAUUCCUGUGAUCUUGGUGUCUGGGUGGGAUUUUUUUCAUUCUGUGCUUCUGACCCGUGCUUUGGAUAGCUCUUCCUUCUAAUUGCUGCCUGGCGCUGCAAAUGUGCAUCUGGGGCUGAUGUUGAACAUUGCAUCACACUGUUGCCAAUGGUCUUGUUGUUGCUCCUUGCUAUUUUAUGCUUAUUUUGCUCUUGAGAUUUCUCUUGAUACUGCUCCAAAAGAGGGAAUCCAGCACAGAUGGAUUUUGUUGAAGAAAGGGAUGAUUAAUCUCUGUGCUUUUGCUUUUCCCAUUGUAUCACCUUGUGAGAUUCUCACUGUUUCCCCAAGUAUUCAGUUUUGUGAUCAUGUUUUUCAGGUAUCUUCUUCCUCUCGUUCCCUAAUUUUUCAUCAGUUUGAAAUUAUUUUCUCUAUCUUUGCUAGAGCUGGAAGAACCAACCAGAAUGUUACUAACACUGUAUUUUACGUUGGUUUGUGGCAGGCUAGGGACAGCUUUAACCCAUCAUUCCACUUUUUACUCCUUUAAAAGAAAAAAAAGGGAAGGAAGCUCCAAGUUCUAUGUUAAGGAGGUGGAAGUCCAGGAGUAAGAAUCUUUUCAGAAUUCCAGAAGGAAAAAGCCUGUAACUCUGUAUGAAACUGCAAGCUGUAGCUGUGUAGCACAAAAUUCACUUCCAUGAUUUCAGGAUCUAAACAUUGGUGCUUGGUGCCGUUUUUGACACUCUGUGGCAUUCCAGCUGCUCUCCCGCUGCUGUUGUGGAAGAGGGCAGGUCUUCUGUAGCUCAUCGUACCUGCCAUAGCCACUUGGACAUCCUGUUAGGCAACUGCAUUCCGCAAGGAACAAUCACCUGUGUUUCCCUAAAGGUGUUUGAAAUUUGGCCAUUGCAGCACUAGGAUCUGCUCAGCACAGCUCCUGCUCCACUUCAAGUCCAUUUCUAAACUGGGGUGGGGGCGCGUGUCUAAAAUACUCCGCUUCAUGAAGGUUUACAGAAAUUAUUAGUUCCAGCCCAUUUUGUUAAAUUGGAGCAGACCAUUUACCCUGGUACACAACGCCAGGUCCAGGUGUUGUAGGACUUUACCGCUGUGGUUACUAAGCUGUGGUCACGCUGAUUCUUCAAGAACGUUUUUUCCAUGCUGACAUCCCAACACCAUGGGCAGACCACGUGUGACAUCGUGCUUUGGGCCAGCAGCCUCUGCCCAGCUCCUGCCCAUGCGGGGCUUCCGUCAGUGUUCCUCGGCCAUUCAUGGUGUCUGUCCUGACCCUCCUCUUGUCCCCCCGAAGGGGCUACAUGAAAGCUGGGCAGGGACUGUUUACAAAGGCUUGUAGCGACAGGGCGAUUGGCAAUGGGUAUAAACUGGAGAGGGGCAGAUUUAGACUAGACAUGAGGAGGAAUUUCUUCACCAUGAGGGUGGUGAGGCCCUGGCACAGGUUGCCCAGGGAAGUUGUGGCUGCCCCAUCCCUGGAGGGGUUCCAGGCCAGGUUGGAUGGGGCUUGGAGCCCCCGAUCCAGAGGGAGGUGUCCCUGCCCAUGGCAGGAACUGGAUGGGCUUUAAUGUCGCUUUCAACCCAAACCAUUCUAUGUUUCUAUGACACCGCUGCCACCCAGACGGUGCCCCUGGCUGUCCCUGGGCAGCAGGAGCUGUCAUUGAUGUCCCAGUGAGAUCCACACACCUGG